AUGUCUUUAUCAUCAAAAGAUAUAAACUUAAUUCUUAAUUUAUUAAAUGAAGAUACAUGUGGUACAACUUUAACCUUUGAGCAAAUAUCUUCACAAUUUCAACAUGGAAUACAUAAACAUGAUUAUUUAAAAGUUGGUAACGCUCUCGUUUUACUAUUACAAAAUCGUGAUCUAACUCCAACACCAGAACAACGUCUUAUUAUUUUAUAUUUAUUUUUUGACAUGUAUAAAACUGAAUCAUUACAUUUAAAUCCAUUUGCACCUGUUUUUCUCACUGUUUUAUAUCCACAACAAACAACAGCGACUUCAGCAAUAAACGGUUCGAAUGUCGACACAGCAUCAGUAGCUGCAGCACAACAAAAACGUUUUCAUUGGAUAAUAUCAAAAGUAACACAACAUGAAAGAUGGUUUGUGCAUACGUUAAUGAACGGAAAUGGUAUCAAUAAAGAUUUGUUAAAAAAAACGCCGAACUAUAUUUUACAAAUGUCAAUUCCAUCACCGUCUUCAUUCGAUGAUACUAAUCAUGAUUAUUUUAGACAACAAAUAAUUGAUCGUGUAAAGCAAUUACCAUUAACUGCUCAAUGUCAUUUACCAGCUGUUAUUGAUGAUCCUGAAACAAAUAAAUAUAAUUUUGAUAUGUUAUUUACUCGUAAUGGCGGUACAAAUAAUAAUAACACUAUGAAACAAGAUUACAAACAAGUUGUAGAAAAAUUAUUUAUUGGUCAAAAACCAUGCAUGGAACAAACUAUACGUCCCGAAUUUUUACGUUUAGUACCACCAUUACAUAUUAGUCUUGAUUGUGAUGAAUUAAUAUGGAUGAAUCCAGUUGAAAAUGAUAAUUAUAUGGUAGCAUGGGAUGGUUCAAUGUGUAUUACAAAUAAAAUAAGUAUUGAAAUUCGACAAUUAAUGGAUAAAGCCUGUACGAGUCAAUUAAAUUUACAACAACAACAAAAACUCUUAGAUGAAUUAGAAUUAGAUCCAUGUAUUGUUUAUCAUAUUGGUUUGGUACCAUCAAAAUUACCUUCUUUAGUUGAAAAUAGUCCACUAAUAGCUAUCCAAUGUUUAUUGAAAUUAAUGCCUAGUAAUCAAUUAACAGAAUAUUUAUCAUCAUUAGUUAAUAUGGAUAUGUCAUUACAUUCAAUGGAAGUUGUUAAUCGUUUAACAACAUCGAUUGAUUUACCACAAGAAUUUUUACAUUUAUAUAUCUCCACAUGUAUAACAACAUGUGAGAAUACUAAAGAUCGUUUUUUACAAAAUAGAUUUGUACGUCUAGUUAGCGUAUUUAUUCAGUCAUUAAUUCGAAACAAAGUUAUCGAUGUUAAAGAUUUAUUCUUAGAAGUUCAAGGUUUUUGUAUUGGUUUUAGACAUAUUAAAGAGGCAGCCGCUCUAUUUCAAUUAGUUAAAAAAAUGGAUAGUAACAGCAACAGCAAUAAUAAUGGUAAUGGUAAUGGUAGUUCACAUACAACAACUACAGAUGAAACAAUAGCAACAUCAGAGUGA
Molecule: messenger RNA, 1500 nt
Organism: Didymodactylos carnosus
Lineage: Eukaryota; Metazoa; Rotifera; Eurotatoria; Philodinida; Philodinidae
Source: the annotation of a GenBank genome assembly